ACGUUUCUAAAAGCGUUUGUGAUGGUAAACCCCCCUCUGUUGGACUCUUGAAGCAUGCGGCGCACGUCUGGCUGGAAGAAGUUGAGCAGAGAGCUUGAAAGGAUGCGGGGAAGAUGGCGAUGGAUGUAAAGAACAGAGAUGCAUUUUAUUCAGGUGCCGACUACUCCAAUAUCUACAACUCUCAGACUGUAAAUUAUGGAGAUUGCAGUCAAUAUUUUCCUCGGCUGUCAGGUGCAGAUCCGGUUCUGAAGCCAAACCCCAGUCUUAUGUGCCAGCCCUUCCAGGCUAUGACCCCAACUCAAAACCUCCGACCACCACCUGUGAUAAUGCCCCCGGACCCACUGCGAUUCCCCCUCUGUACUCCUCUUACGGUUAAGCCAUCCCCGCACCUCCAACUGCCACCCAGUCCGUCCAUUCCAGCACACCCUGUCCUCAGUCCCAAACCCCCAGAUGAGGACGGUCAGGCGAUGGGCGCUGAUCAGGAAGCCACACUGGAGGAACUCUGCAAGCCUUUGUACUGUAAACUGUGUAACGUCACACUAAACUCUGCACAACAAGCCCAAGCUCAUUAUCAGGGGAAAAACCACAGUAAAAAGCUGCGCAAUUUUUAUGCUGGUAGCCAACAGCCGCCUCCCAUUAGAAUACCAGAGGUAGUAGAGCCUGUUUCCCAUCAACCCUCAUCUGCUCCACCCACAGAUUCUGCAAAUGGGAAUCCUAAACAGCCGCUCUCGAAGGGAGCGAGCAGAAUCAUACUGGCGACCGAGAACGAUUACUGUAAGCUUUGUGAUGCUUCCUUCAGUUCCCCGGCCGUGGCACAAGCUCACUACCAGGGCAAGAAUCACGCCAAGAGACUGCGGCUGUCAGAGGCACAGCAGAACGCCACAUCAUCAGACUUGCCUGACACUCAAAGACGUCCCAGGAAAGAUGGGUACGAGUAUCGGUUAAUGAAGAACCGCAGGGCCCACAACAAUACUGCCAUGCCAGGUCCUUACUACAACCCACGGCCGAGGCAACGUAUCCCACGAGACCUCGCAAUGUGCGUCACUCCCAGCGGGCAGUUUUACUGCUCCAUGUGUAACUCAGGUGCCAGCGAAGAAGCUGAAUUUCGUCUACACCUGGAGAGCAAGCAACACAAAAGCAGAGUGUCGGAACAACGCUACCGUAGUGAAAUGGAGAACCUGGGGUACACUUGAAAAACAUUGGCCACUUUUAAUUUCAGAAUGAAGCGAUGUUAUUGUUUUAAUGUGAGCAUAAAGUGUUAAAGAGUUUAAUUUUGUUAAACUAUUUAUUAGUAUUUAGUUAAGACAAGAAUUUACUAAACACUGUAGAGUUUCAAGUUUUUUUGUUUUGUUUUGCACCAGGCUUAAAGGAUAUUUUUUUAUUAAUAAGGGACUAAUUUGAGGCUUUUAGAUUUAACAUAGAGAGUAAGGAUGCUUAAAGGGAUAGUUUACAAAAAAAUGAAAAUUCUGUCAUCAUUUACUCACCCUCAAGUUGUUCCAAAUCUGUAUAAAAUUCUUGGUUCUGCUGAACACAAAUGAAGAUAUUUUAAAAACAGAUCUGGGGCACCAUUCACUUCCAUAGAAUUAUUUUUUCAUACUAUGGAAGUCAAUGGUGCUCCAGAUCUGCUUGGUUACAAACAUUUUUCAAACUCUUCCUUUGUAUUCGCAGAACAAAGACAUUUAUUCAAGUUAGGAACAACUUGGGGGUGAGAAAAUGAUGACAAAUUUUUCAUUUUCAGUGAACUAUCCUCUUAACAGUUGUGGGGGGUUAUACAUCCCUAUAAUUACAGAUCUAGGAUCAGUUGCCUAAUAAGCUAAAGAUGAUUCAUUAUUACAGUAAAGACAGUGAAGUCCUAUCCUAGACAAAUAAGUACACAAAUAAUACUGGAUGGUGCACUUUUGUAAUUUACGGUACAUCUUUUCUCUCCUUGGGGGCUGAAAAUCUAAGACCACGCUGUAAAGAAAAGAUUUGGAAGUUCGAAUUAAAUAAAGUAAGUUACCUGGCUGCCUUAAAAUGUUGAGUUAAUUCAAGUUUAAAAAAUAAAAAUUUUAAGGCUGCCAGAGUAACUUACUUUUUAAAGAGCACCUAUUCACGUUUUUACAUUUCCUCUGGUGUGUAAGUGUGUAUUAGUACGUUAACGAUAUGCAAAAUGUUCAAACCCCAUAGUAAACGAUGACGCUCGUAUCGUCUUUUAUCGUAAAUCUCUUUUCUUGGACUACAACAAACACACGGAUUUUAGGCAACAGUUUACAUACUGGGAUUGGUGACAUAAAGAAGAGUGACAUUAUCAUAAUUCCUCCCGCUUCGGACUCACAGCCUGUAAGUUAACUCCUGUAGCAUUGUAUUGUGCACAAAUCUUUCAAACAUGGUAUAGAGCGUCACAUUUCCUGCUGACGUCAGAGGUAUUCAGGCCAAUCACAACGUUCAGAUUAGCUGGCCAAUCAGGGACACAGCGCUUUUAAAUCUCUGCUACAAAAAUGUACAAUAUGUGGAAAAUAAUGUUUUUUUAACCAUAAACCACGCAAACACAUUGUAUUAUACUAUAUACACAAAAUAACGUUGUUUUUAGCAAUGAAAUAGGUGCUCUUUAAGAACCAACCAUUUUUUUACAGUGCACAUUAAAAAUCUAGGAUUCAAAUAACAAAAGGAAAAACUAAGCAAAUUAACAUUUUGACAUGGACA
Misgurnus anguillicaudatus (oriental weatherfish) is the source of this 2682-nucleotide messenger RNA. RefSeq names its product zinc finger, matrin-type 3 (gene zmat3). Gene Ontology annotation, molecular function: zinc ion binding; nucleic acid binding. The record is from RefSeq and is a predicted model, not a curated record. Lineage: Eukaryota; Metazoa; Chordata; Actinopteri; Cypriniformes; Cobitidae.